AUGUUGACCAAGACGACUUUGCCAUCUGCCUCCGCUCCCGACGCCUCACCAUCUCCCUCUUCCCCAACAAACCCAAAAACCAAACCCACGAAUACUAUACCACCCCAAGGCAAAACACUCUAUCCCACCUCAGGCUCCGGCAUCCCCGAACUCAAAACUCUUCUCAGCGGCUUCACCAUUCCCUCCCUUCUCACCUUCCCCGUGCUCCUUACAAAAUCCCUCGGCGCAAUCUUCGCCGUAUCCGCAAACCUCUGUUUGGGAAAAGAAGGCCCCUUUGUCCACAUCUCCACCUGCCUCGGCCACCUCAUCGGCCAUUUUCUCCCUAAAUACUCCGGUAACGGUCGUAAAAUGCGGGAACUACUGAGUGCUUCUUGUUCAGCGGGUUUGAGUGUGGCAUUCGGUGCGCCGAUUGGCGGCGUAUUGUUUAGCUAUGAGGAAGUGAGUACGUUUUUUCCACGAAAGGUACUGUGGCGUGCGUUUUUGUGCUCGUUGACGGCGGCCAUGGUUUUGCGGGAGCUGAAUCCUACGGGGACGGGCAAGUUGGUGCUUUUUGAGUCGCGGUUUGGGGAGGAGGGGUAUGAGAUUGUUCAUUAUUUGGUAUUUGUGUUGCUGGGAGUGGCGGGCGGUGUGUUUGGGGGACUGUUCUGUAAGGCGAAUCUUCUGUGGGCGAAGUGGUUUAGGACUUUUAGGGUUAUCAAGAGGAAUCCGGUGUUGGAGGUUGCGGUCGUGGUGUUGGUGUCGGCGCUGGUGCAGUUUCCGCACCCGCUGGUUAGGGAGAUGGGGGAUGUGGUUGUUAAGAGAUUGCUUGUGGAUUGUGGAGAUGAGGAUACGAGGGGGGAGUGGGUGUGUCGGAAUGAACUGCUCAUGCAGUCUGCUGAUGAUACGGUGAAUUGGAAGUACGUGGGUUGGUUGGUAUAUGGAACGAUUGCGAAACUGGUGCUUACGACGAUUACAUUUGGUAUCAAGGUACCCUCUGGUGUCAUCAUUCCCGCGCUAGACGCAGGAGCGCUGUUUGGGAGGCUCGUCGGUCAGCUUAUUGGCAGUAUUAGUCCCGGUAUCUUCGCCAUGGUGGGCGCUGCGGCUUUCCUUGCGGGAGUGAGUCGUAUGACUAUCUCAUUGGCAGUCAUUAUGUUCGAGCUCACAGGCCAACUUUCCUACACCGUCCCCUCCAUGCUCGCCAUACUCAUCGCCAAAUGGGUCGCCGACGCAAUCUCCUUAGAGGGCGUCUACGACAUUGCCCAAACACUCCUCUCCCACCCUUUCCUGGAUCCCGACACCGCCAUUGCAAUUGUCAGACAACACAAAGCCUGUGUGCAAGUCCUGAUACCGCCAAAGCGCACCAUGGACGAAAUCACCGUUCAUGUACCUAUAAGUAACAAGGUUGAUGUAGAUCUGCUCACGGGAAAACUCAAUACGUUGAAGGAGAGGGGAUUGAUGGACGCUGGGCUUGUGCUUGUGCAAGACCAUGGAGGCGUACCUAUCUUGCAGGGCUAUAUAUCCCAGGCUGAGCUGGAGUUUGGUCUUACUAAACUUGUCCCAGAUAUGCUGCGCACUCAAGACGAGAUCCUGGUCAGAUUGUUGGGUCACCAGAUUGACGAUGGAGUAAGCCCGCAGAGUCUGGAGAUGGAUCUUACACCAUUCGUCGAUCGCACUCCUCUGACCAUUUGUGCAAAGGCGCCACUAGAGUACGCCGUUGAGAUGUUCUCCAAGCUAGGGUUGAGAUAUCUCAUGGUGACAGAGGAAGGCACAGGCCAACUGGUAGGUGUAGUCAUCAAGAAGAGGUUGGUGGGGUACCUGGAACAGCUAAGGGAGCAUGGCCCAAGACGAUGA
Pyrenophora tritici-repentis Pt-1C-BFP is the source of this 1830-nucleotide messenger RNA. RefSeq names its product EriC, Chloride channel protein EriC. The record is from RefSeq and is a predicted model, not a curated record. Lineage: Eukaryota; Fungi; Ascomycota; Dothideomycetes; Pleosporales; Pleosporaceae. Gene Ontology annotation, cellular component: early endosome; plasma membrane; Golgi apparatus. Gene Ontology annotation, molecular function: voltage-gated chloride channel activity. Gene Ontology annotation, biological process: chloride transport; transmembrane transport.